GCCGUUUGGACGACACGCGAGACCACCCGGACCGACCCGAGCUCGACCAGAGUACAUAGGUACGAACUCUCAACAACACAGCAGACACCUGUUUUGAUAAGAAAAAAUACUGACAGAAGAAUGACCAUGGACGUGAAAGCCAGCCAAGUAGCUGCCAGCACGGCAACGAAAUCCAGCGCCAACGUCGGAGCGACCGCUUCGACCGGAGCCCAAGAGUGUGCCGGAUGCGGCAAACACAUCACCGACAGAUUCUUGCUGAAAGCCCUGGACCUGUUUUGGCACGAGGACUGUCUGAUGUGCGGAUGUUGCGGAUGCCGUCUGGGCGAGGUGGGAUCCACGCUGUACACAAAAGCCAACAUGAUCCUGUGCAAAAAGGACUACUUCAGGUUUUACAGGAUGUUCGGUAAUAAAGGCAUGUGCGCCGCUUGUUUCAAAGACAUACCCGCCUUCGAGAUGGUCAUGCGGGCUCGGAGCAACGUGUACCAUUUGGAAUGUUUCGCGUGCCAACAGUGCAAUCACAGAUUUUGCGUCGGCGACCGGUUUUACUUGUGCGAAAAUAAAAUACUGUGCGAAUACGAUUUCGAAGAGAGAAUGGUGUUCGCCAACAUGGCAUACAACCCGGCCACAUUGGCACAACUCAAGCGACACGCCACACACAUACCACCGACGGUCGGCGCCGGAGGGAGGACCGACACAAUGCCAAUGGCCGUGGUCAACAACAACGGGGGUGGCAACGGGGGUGACCGCCGAACAACCCCCACGGAUCCCGCUCACCUUCACGGACAUCACCUACACGGGCAUCACCACGGUGCGGCCAUCACCACUAACGGUCACCAAUUCGGCACUUCGGGUGCGGCAAACAACGGCGACCAGUCUCAAAUUCAAAUGUACGACGUCAAAUGAUUUCUACGGUUUGAGAUUUUUUUUUUUGUUUUCCAACUAUUAUUGUUUUAAAAUUUAUUAUUAUUUUUUGUUUGUUCUUUUUGUCGGUUAAAACCUUAUUCGUUGUUGAUUUAAAUAAUAAUAACAAUUAUAUUAUUAUACUAUUAA
Adelges cooleyi (spruce gall adelgid) is the source of this 1050-nucleotide messenger RNA. RefSeq names its product LIM domain only protein 3-like. Gene Ontology annotation, molecular function: DNA-binding transcription factor binding; transcription coactivator activity. The transcript has 6 exons. Gene Ontology annotation, cellular component: nucleus. NCBI's taxonomy places the organism in Eukaryota, Metazoa, Arthropoda, Insecta, Hemiptera, Adelgidae. The coding region runs from base 121 to 903 and encodes 260 amino acids. The record is from RefSeq and is a predicted model, not a curated record. Gene Ontology annotation, biological process: positive regulation of transcription by RNA polymerase II.